Messenger RNA from Nylanderia fulva, 1508 nucleotides. Its product is annotated as 15-hydroxyprostaglandin dehydrogenase [NAD(+)]-like. The record is from RefSeq and is a predicted model, not a curated record. Gene Ontology annotation, cellular component: cytoplasm. Lineage: Eukaryota; Metazoa; Arthropoda; Insecta; Hymenoptera; Formicidae. Gene Ontology annotation, molecular function: oxidoreductase activity, acting on the CH-OH group of donors, NAD or NADP as acceptor.
GUUAUUCUGUAUAUACACUGGUAUUUGUAAUAUUCUUUUCUUUUUUUUACCAUUGGCUAUGCAAACUCGCGAACUAAAUAUUAUGUCUUAUUCCUCUGUUUUAAAAGUUUACUGUAGAGUGAAAAUAGAACAAUAGAAUUUCCAACAAUAUAUAUUAUUUUAUUCUCUUUUAUACGUAUGGUACAUCACGUAACAUACUGCACAACGGAGAGGAUUACAGGUAUAAAUUUCAGAAGAAAAGUGGACAGAGCGUGAACAACGUCCGUAUAGCGUUCACAUUGAACACGUGUUAUACGAAUUUAAUAAUUAUACACGAAUAAUUUGUUGCAAUAACUUCAAUAUAUAUACAAUAAUUUCUAUAGUGCUCUUUUUCGAAUUUUUGUUAUGAUGGCAUCGAUAACAUCCUUACCAGACGAAUUGAUAUCCAUCAUUCUCGGCUACAAGGAUAUCACCAUCGAGGAUAUCAUUAAUUUCCGAUGCGUCUGCAAACAGUUUCAUUAUGCAGCCGACUAUCUACAGUAUAUGGAAAAGAAAUUUUUUUAAAGUACGCAUUACGAUUUUCUGCAAGCAAGAUGGAUAACGUACGGAAUAAAACAGUAAUGAUUACCGGAGGAGCUGCCGGAUUAGGCUACAAAUUCGCAGAAAUAUUACUUCAGAAUGGUGCCAAAAGUGUUGCGAUAAUCGAUUUGCCGACAUCGAAUGGCGAAAAUGCAGCGACUACGUUGAAGAAGGAAUUUGGAAAGAGCCGUGCUGUCUUCAUUGCAUGUGACGUGGCAAAGGCAGAAGAUCUAGAAAAGGCAUUCAAUAGAGUCAUUGAUGCGUUCGAGACUCUUGAUAUUCUAAUCAAUAAUGCUGGCAUUUUGAAUGAGCACAAUUGGCAUCAGGUGAUCGAUAUCAAUGUUACGGCGCUAAUUCGCAACUUGUAUCUGGCCCUGGACCACAUGGGAAGACACAAAGGCGGCAAGGGAGGUUUAAUCGUGAACGUCUCAUCUAUAGCUGGAUUAAUCGCUUAUCCUCCAGCACCGGUAUAUGUGGCUUCGAAACACGCCGUUCUUGGAUUCAGCCAAUCUUUGGCAGGUCUAUACGACAAGACUGGGGUGCGAGUUCUUAUAAUGUGUCCAGGUACUACGAAGACGGCAAUAAUUGUCGACUUAAAAAAAAGAUUUCUCCCCUUAGUCGAUGCAAAAUACUCCAGUAAGUUUGACGCUCUACUUGGCUCGGUUCAAUCAGUCGAUUACGUGGGUCGCGCGAUGCUAGCUCUCAUCCAAAAAGGUGAAAACGGAGCGGCCUGGGUCAGUGAGAAUGAAAAAUCACCUUAUGCCGUAGACUUUCCUCAUUAUUCAAAGCGAUCUUUAUCUGUAGAAAGUUAACAUUUUAUAACUUGUCUUAUCUUGAUCAAUUUGCACAGUAAUAGUUUAUUCGUAACUAUCAAUAAAUACAUAACAUUGAUGUAAUUGAUAUGAUAAAAUCAAUAAAUAUAUAACAUUAAUGCGUAAUUAAUAUAAUGA